AUGAAAGUAAAGCAGAAUAAUGAUAUCCCUUCGAUGUCACGAUAUAAAAUUGAUGUGCUCUACACAGAUGAAGAAGUAGAUAUGAGAGCUUUUCUUAUCUCUUUCGGACUACUUCUGUUUUCUUUGGGUAUCCCAAUGGUUAUAGCCACGGUCUUUAGCGGUUACAAACGUGCUCACAAGCCGUCAAGUGAAGAAAAACCAAUAACCGAGGACUUAUCUCAGUUUGAUCACAUCUUCGACAAUGAUGGGAUUUAUAGAGAAUCGCGAUUCGAUGGAAUGUUGAACGAAGAUGCUGCCGAUGACGUAGAAAUUCCAAGUCAAUCAAGGAGGUCGCAGUCUCAGCGUGACAUUCAACUAGAAAAAAAGAGCGUAGCGCCUCCUGCUCAGAAGAAACAUGUUGGCACACAGACAGAGCCACUUUUUGCCUACGGUGGAGAAAGAUUAGCUUUUCAAGAAAAGCGCGUACCGGUGUUUGAGCUGUACGAUGUUCAAAGAACAAUGGAACUUCAAGAUGAGUUCGAACAGCCACGGAGGGAUGAAUUUCUUAUGAAAGGAAAGAGAGACCACAAAUUGAAAAGGAUGCCUCUGCGAACUCCAAAAACCGCAAGGACUUGCACUCCUCGUAAUCGCCGGAGAACGGAACGCAAACAUCAGAAUGUUGCUGGCAUCAAAGGCAACAAAGAUGAGGGUAAACGAAUGUCCGGAGCCAUGACUCCAGUAGAAGAUCAAACAGUCUAUACAGAAAAUGAUGACAGGAACAAGAAUAACGCUCCAUAA
Necator americanus (New World hookworm) is the source of this 777-nucleotide messenger RNA. RefSeq lists its product as uncharacterized. The record is from RefSeq and is a predicted model, not a curated record. Lineage: Eukaryota; Metazoa; Nematoda; Chromadorea; Rhabditida; Ancylostomatidae. The transcript has 13 exons. Bases 1 to 777 code for a protein of 258 amino acids.